Symbiodinium sp. CCMP2456 is the source of this 741-nucleotide messenger RNA. NCBI's taxonomy places the organism in Eukaryota, Dinophyceae, Suessiales, Symbiodiniaceae. The record is from the annotation of a GenBank genome assembly.
AUGAUCGCUGCGUUCGAGGAGGCAGAAAACGAUGAAAGCGUCCUUUGUGCAGUUCUAACUGGAGCUGGGCGCUACUUCUGCUCUGGAGCAGAUGUGACGGGAAGGAAAGCUACGUAUUCGGCUGAAGAUCCGCCGCGGGUUCAACAGAUCAAGGCUGUCCUCUCCCAGUACGACCCGUUCGAUGCGAACACUUGGUCAGACGUGAAUAUGUAUGAUGCUUGGAUUAAUUUCUCCAAACCGCUGGUGAUCGCCGUCAACGGCCCGGCCAUCGGCGAAGGAUUUACUACACUGAUGCUUGGGGAUGUGAUCUACGCAGCAGAUUCCGCCUUUUUUUGGGCACCAUUCGCAAGAUUUGGAGUGGUGCCGGAAAUCACUUCCUCGCUCACCCUAGCCCAGAGAGUUGGCCCGAUGAUAGCAUCUGAGAUGGUUUUGUUCUCCAAGAAGAAGACGCCGGAGGAAAUGCAUCGUUGCGGCCUCGUGAACGAAAUCCUGCCCGCAGGAGAAAAGUUCUUGCCGAGCGUCCUGGAGAGGGUGCGCUCGGGGCUUGAGCUCUCUGGCGCUCCCCAGAUACGGCUGAAGGCUUUGAGGAUGAUCAAGGGCCUAAUCAAGAACAAGGCCUGGCGCGAACAGAUGAUGGCCCAAAACCGCCAAGAGCAGGAGAUGAUUCGCACCCGACUCCGCGAUGGGGAUCAAUCAGCCAACCUGAAGUAUUAUCAGGCCCAAAUGCCCAAGAAGAAGUGA